Messenger RNA from Magallana angulata, 571 nucleotides. RefSeq lists its product as uncharacterized. The coding region runs from base 29 to 403 and encodes 124 amino acids. The record is from RefSeq and is a predicted model, not a curated record. Lineage: Eukaryota; Metazoa; Mollusca; Bivalvia; Ostreida; Ostreidae. The transcript is spliced from 2 exons.
CCCAUUGGUUUAUAUUGGACCAAUCAAAAUGAUUUGUUUGUACCGACUACUGCGACGGGACGAAAACCCAGAGAAUGGCCUUAUUGCGAAAAAUCCGAAUUCUAAUGUGAGUGUAGAGGAGCACGUAACCAACGGGUCUUAUGGCCGCGCAUCGAGGUACAUCUCGUGCUGUAAGUCCCUGGAUGCCGCGCGGAGCUUUGCUUCACAUUCAGUAACCCGCCCUCGAAUCAUUGUGGAGAUCCUAUUAGACGCGAAUACCGUAAUAGACCUGACAGAUGAGGAAACCCGUUCCAUGCUUGUGCAGAACGAAACAGGAAGAAACUACGCCAGAUGUUUUGAGGAAGUUCUGAUUGAAGGUUACAUUCCGCCGGAGUGUAUUUCAAUUGCACAAAUUAUUAAUUGAUUAAAUUAUUGGUGUACUUUAAAAUUUUCAUCGGCUAGUUUUAAGAUUUUAAUGUUUUAUGCAUUCGCUGGGUGUGUUGUUGAAAUGUUUUCAAAAAUGUUUAUUGUUUAUAUUUAUUGAAGUUUAUGUAAAUACUUAGUUUAUAAUAAAUAUUAUAUUGCAAUUUAA